Molecule: messenger RNA, 7103 nt
Organism: Hypomesus transpacificus
Lineage: Eukaryota; Metazoa; Chordata; Actinopteri; Osmeriformes; Osmeridae
Gene: hmcn1
Product: hemicentin 1
Exons: 42
Coding region: 394-7089 (2231 amino acids)
Biological process (GO): cell adhesion; axon guidance
Cellular component (GO): plasma membrane
Molecular function (GO): protein binding
Source: RefSeq, a predicted model, not a curated record
CGUUAAUUUUGUCUUGAGCCUUCUUCUCCUGAGCUUUGACAAAGGCUCUCCGAGCUGAAACAAGGGCUCCUGAGUCGGCAGCUCCUUCUUAAGUUUCAAGGAGGACGAAAAGAAGUUUGGAGGGACUGCGGAGAAGUAGAAUCACUCGCAUAGAGGCAGAGGAAGAUUGAGGGCGCAGGAAGUGCAGCAUCUUGGACAGCGCCGGGGGGAAUUGUUUUCAUCUCUUUUUUCGACUUCUCUUUCCAUUGAAGAAAGAACAGACGUUUUCAUCACUGUUUUGUCACGGGUUUAGAGAGCCAAUGUCGCUCCCUUUACUUCGAGAUUCAUCAUAAGGUUCCGACUGGAAAAUAGACAACUAUAGCAUUUAGUUAUUGUAGACCUUUCGGUCUGAAAAUGGGCACCAGGCUAUUGUUCCUGUUGCUCGUGCAGGUUCUUUUAGUCGUUUUUUCCUCCGGUCAGGACACCAGUACCGAGGAGGCCAAAGAGGACAUCCCGGAGGGUGCGUCCACCUUGGCAUUCGUAUUUGAUGUGACUGGCUCCAUGUACGAUGACCUGGUGCAGGUUAUCGAGGGGGCAUCCACGAUUUUGGAAACGUCGUUGAGCAGACAACAGAGACCUUUAUAUAACUUUGCUCUGGUACCCUUUCACGACCCAGAAAUCGGACCCGUUACCAUCACAACAGACCCAAAGAAGUUCCAGUAUGAACUCAAAGAGCUGUACGUGCAGGGAGGUGGAGACUGUCCAGAGAUGAGUAUCGGUGCCAUCAAGAUCGCCCUGGAGAUCUCCCUCCCAGGGUCCUUCAUCUACGUCUUCACCGACGCGCGGUCGAAAGACUACAAGCUCACGAACGAAGUCCUGCAGCUCAUCCAACAGAAGCAGUCUCAGGUGGUUUUUGUGCUGACAGGAGACUGUGAUGACCGGACCCAUAUCGGCUACAAGGCCUAUGAGGAGAUAGCUUCCACCAGUUCUGGACAGGUGUUCCAUCUGGACAAGAAGCAGGUCAACGAGGUUCUGAAGUGGGUGGAGGAGGCUGUUCAGUCCUCCAAGAUCCACCUGCUGUCCACAGACCACUACAGCGGGAUCAGCAACACCUGGCAGAUCCCCUUCGACCCCAGCCUCAAAGAGGUCACGGUGGCCCUCAGCGGCCUCCAGCCUCUCAUCGAGAUACGCAACCCUCAGGGAAAGCUUCUCAGGAUAAACGAUGGCCUGCAUCAGCUCCUACACAUUCCUAACUCUGCCUGGGUCGUCAGCAUCAAGAACCCCGAGCCAGGAAUGUGGUCCAUAAAGACAGCCAGUGAAGGCAGGCAUUCAGUCAGAAUAACUGGACUCAGCACGAUAGACUUCAGGGCGGGGUUUUCCAGGAAACCCACUCUGGAUUUUAAGAUGACCUCCAGUCGACCAGUUCAAGGUAUCCCCACCCACAUCUUGCUGAACACGACCGGCUUGUCCCCUCCGGCGCGUGCCGAUAGGCUGGAGCUCCUGUCAAUCACGGGCGGCGUCCUGAAGACCCUCCCCAUCCGUUACUACGCCGACCGCAGGCCGUUUGGCAUCUGGAACAUCACCGAGUUUGUCCCGCCCAGCGAGGCCUUCUUCCUGCGGGUGACAGGAUAUGAUGUCGACGGCUUCCUGUUCCAGAGAGUUUCCAGCGUCUCCUUCUCCAGCAUCGUACCCGGUGCCCCAAGGGCCCUGAUGCCCGCCACCACCCCAGGCUACUACCUGCAGAGCGGGGGCAUCACCUGCCACGUGGACAGCCUGAUCCCCUUCACCCUGCGCUUCACCAGGGACGGGGCCCGGCUGGGCGUGGACCAGCUCUUCAAGGAGUCUGGCAGUGCAUCGUGGGAGAUUGGUCAGGUGACCCUGAAGGACGAGGGCUACUAUGAGUGCAUCGCCAUCAGCAGCGCUGGCACAGGUCGAGCCAGCACCUUCCUGGAUGUUUCAGAGCCCCCUCCGGUGGUCACCGCGUCCGCUAACGUGACCGUGUCCCCCGGCUCCACGGCCGUCCUGACCUGCGGCGUGGUCAGCACCGUGCGCUUCAACCUCACCUGGCUGCGGAGGGGCUUAGACGCCCGCCUGGACCCCAGAGUUUGCCCCCUCGCCAACCUCUCCCUGGAGGUGCGCGCCGUCGCCGUCGCCGACGCCGGCUGGUACGAAUGCGUCGCCGUCAACGAGGGAGGAGCCACAGUUGAGCGGGUGUAUCUGUCUGUGCAAGAGCCCCCGCAGGUGUCAGUGCAGCCCAGGAACCAGACCUUUGUGACGGGGCAGGAGGUCCAGAUUAGGUGCCUGGCCCGGGGCUACCCAGCACCCUACGUGGUUUGGACCCACAACACCAUGUUCAUCAUGGGCACCAGCAGACACAGGAUGAGUCCUGACGGGACUCUGGUCAUCAGGAACACGGAGCAGAGAGAUGCAGGACAGUACGGCUGCCUGGCCAGCAACGCAGCUGGGACACACACACAGACCUCGGUCCUGUCUUAUAUUGAAUCCCCUGUGGUGACAGUGGCGCUGAGCGAGCUCCUGAUUGGUCUAGGGGAGACCACCAUCAUGGCCUGCUCCACCUCCGGGAUCCCUCCCCCUGAGGUGUGGUGGUACAAAGGCGACCUCCGGCUGCACUCGUCCGCCUACCUGAGCAUCGACGCCCCGGGGGGAACCCUGACCCUCCAGGAGACGCAGGACAUGGACGCUGGAGACUACACCUGCGUGGCAGUCAACCCGGCCGGCACGUCUUCCGGAAAGAUCUCCCUGGACGUGGGAGCCGCGCCCCAGUUCACCCAGGAGCCGUCCGACGUGGCCGGGGACAUCUCCACCAACGUGAGCCUGCCGUGCCACGCCCGAGGCCACCCGCAGCCCCAGGUGACCUGGAGGAGGGAGGACGGCGUCCCCCUCUUGGUCCGGCGCCCCGGCCCCAGCAGCAUCACCCAGAGGAGGGGAGGGGAACUGCAGAUCACUAAUCUCUGGGUUGAGGAUGAAGGGGUAUACGUGUGCGAGGCGCGGAACCAGUUUGGGAAGAUCCAGACCCAGGCCCGAGUCACCGUUACCGGACUGGUGCCCCCCCUCCUGGCGGUCAGUCCGAGCGUGCUCAGUGUGAUCGAGGGGCAGCAGCUGACGCUGCCCUGCGUUCUGCUGGCUGGAAACCCCCUGCCUGACAGACAGUGGCUCCACAACUACGGCCUGGUGUCGACGGGGCCCUACCUGGUGGUGCGGAGGGACGGCAGCCUCCACAUAGAGAGAGCCCGGGUGGAGGAUGGGGGGGACUACACCUGCCUGGCGGAAAACCUGGUGGGGGCCAGCAACCACACCACCACCCUCAACAUCUACGUGAUGCCCACCAUCCAGCAUGGGACCCAGGUGUUUAGCACCAUUGAGGGCACGCCCAUCUCUCUGCCCUGCCCUGCUCACGGAGUACCCCCACCUGACAUCACCUGGGCCAAGAGCGGGGAGCUGUUGAACCUGGGUGGUCCCACCUUCUCCCUCCUGCCGGACGGGGCCCUGCAUGUGGCGUCUCCCUCGGGGAACCACAGCGGCGAGUUUGUCUGCACCGCCACCAACGCUGCCGGAUACAGCUCCAGGAAGGUGCAGCUCACCGUCUACGUGCGUCCCAGGACCAGUUUUGGGGGGGCGGGCUGGGUGUUGGAUGUGACGGUGGUGGAGAGGGAGGAGGUCAUUCUGCCCUGUGAGGUUCAGAGUGUCCCCCCUCCUGUCAUCACCUGGGCCAAGGACAGACAGCUCAUCUCGCCCUACUCUCUCAGACACACCCUGCUGCCCUCAGGCUCGAUGAAGAUCGCAGAGAGCAGAGUUUCUGACAGUGGACUUUAUGUGUGUUUCGCUUUCAACAUUGCCGGCAACUUCACCCAGACUGUCAAUCUCAGUGUUCACGUGCCCCCCAGCAUCCAGCCAGGCCCCAGGGUGAUGAAGGUGCAGGUGGGCCACCCUGUGGAGCUGCCCUGUGCGGCCCGGGGCGUCCCUGAGCCCAGCCUCGCCUGGCUGAAGGAGGGCGCCGCCCUGCAGGCCGAGGGGGGGCGUUACAGCGUCUCGUCAGACGGCAGUCUGGGCCUGGGCCAGGUGAGGGUGGAGGACGAGGGCGUCUACACCUGCCUGGCGUCCAACCUGGCUGGCCAGGACCAGGCAAACACACAGCUGCUGGUCCAGGUUCCCCCGGUGGUGGAUGUCCUGGAGCCUCCGUUCAACAGCCCCCUGCAAGAGAGAGUGGCCAACCAGCGCAUCGCCUUCCCUUGUCCUGCCAAAGGCACGCCCACGCCAGUGAUCAGGUGGUUGCGUCACGGCCAGGAGCUGACAGGAAGUGAGCCUGGCGUCUCCAUCCUGGAGGAUGGCACCCUCCUCAUCCUGGCGUCCGUGUCGCCCCUGGACAGCGGCGAGUACGUCUGCAUGGCCGUCAACGACGCCGGCUCCACCGAGAGGAAGUACCAGCUCAAAGUGAACGUGCCCCCGGAUAUCCGUGACAAAGCGUCGCCGGGCAACGUGUCCGUGGUGUUGAACCAGCCCACCACCCUGCUAUGUGAUGUCACAGGAAGUCCCACCCCGGUCAUUACCUGGUACAAGGACGGACUUCCUGUGGUCCCCAGCAGCAGCGUCCAGGUCCUGCAGAGGGGGAGGACCCUGAGGCUCCUGCAGGCAGCCUCUAGCGACGCAGGAAGCUACAGCUGCCAUGCCGUCAACAUCGCAGGAAGCAGCGAGAAGGCCUUCCACCUGGACGUCCUGGUCCCUCCCACCAUCACGGGGACUGAUUCCUCCAGCGACCUCUCAGCCGUCAUCAACCAGGAGGUCACCCUGCAGUGCCAGGCCAUAGGAGUGCCCUUUCCCACAAUCCACUGGUACAAGGACAGGAAGCUGCUGUUCCUGGGCGACCCCAACGUGGAGCUCUCCGACGGGGGCCAGGUGUUGAAGAUCAAGAGCGCCCGUCUGGGUGACCAGGCCCGUUACCAGUGCAGCGUCGCCAACGCCGCGGGCAAACAGUCCAAGGACUUCAACCUCAGUGUUUAUGUCCCCCCCACCAUCAAAGGCGGGAACCUCACCUCUGAGGUCACCGCCCUCCUGGGUGCCACGGUAACGCUGGAGUGCGAGGCGCGUGGUGUCCCGCUCCCGGCCGUCACCUGGUACCGGAACGGUGCGGCCGUCCUCUCCAGCCGCCAGGCGCAGUACGUGGACCGAGGUCACUUCCUGAAGAUCCCUCUGGCCCAGGCGUCCGACGCGGGCCGCUACACCUGCAGGGUGACCAGCGUGGCCGGCAGCGCCGAGAGGAACUACCGGCUGGACGUUUAUGCCCCCCCACCAUCGCGGGGGGGCCAGGACACCCCCACCGAGCGAAAGGUCGUCCUUAGCCAGCUCCUGACCCUGGAGUGUGAGGCCGGGGGCCACCCCCUGCCCUCGCUGACCUGGCUGAAGGACGGCGUGCCGGUCAGGGAGGCGCCCGGUGUAAGCUUGCUCCAGCAGGGCCGCAGGGUGGAGAUCACCUCCGCCACCGUGUCCGACGCCGGCCGCUACGUCUGCCUGGCAACCAGCGUCGCCGGGGAGAAGGAGAUCAAGUAUGAUGUCAGCGUGCUAGUGCCCCCGUUCAUCGAGGGCGGGGAGGAGGUGACGACAGAGACCACGGUGGUCAUCGACAGCUCUCUGGAGCUGGAGUGUCACGCCACAGGAAGCCCUGCCCCCGUCAUCACGUGGUUCAAGGACGGCCAGCCGGUCAGGCAGGGUGAGGGGGUUCGUAUCGGGGCCGGUGGUCAUCGUCUGGUGGUGUCACGCGCCACGGUGUCGGACACGGCCCGCUUCCAGUGCGUGGCCACCAACGAGGCCGGGGACCACGAGAGGGACUUCAACGUGGUGGUUCACGUCCCUCCGUCCAUCCGCUCGUCCGGUCCUGCGGAGCGCUCGGUGGUCCUCCACAAGCCCAUCAGCCUCCAGUGCGUGGCGACUGGCGUCCCCUCCCCCAGCAUCACCUGGCUGAGGAACGGGCGCCCGGUGGACGCGACUCAGGACCACCUGAAGCUGGAGUUGGAAGGUAGAACCCUCUUCGUCACGGAGGCCAGAGCAGAGCAUGCUGGGAGAUACACGUGCGUGGCGACCAACGCCGCCGGCGAGGCUCAACACCACACCCGCCUCAGUGUCCAUGAGCCUCCCAGCAUUCCAUAUUCCGGAGAGAUCUUCAAAGAGACCAUCCUGGCCAGCUUUCCCACCAAGCUGAAUUGCAAGGCCACAGGAGCUCCUCUCCCAGCCAUCACCUGGUACAAAGACGGUCGACCGCUGACCAGCGCGGCCGGCGUGACCAUCCUGAAACGCGGCCAUGUUCUGGAGAUCGACCGCGCCCAGCUCUCGGACGCCGGCCUGUACCGCUGCGUGGCGGUCAACUUGGCCGGGAGGGCGGAGCUCUCCCACAGGCUCCAGGUGUACGUGCCCCCAGUCAUUUCCAGCCGGGGGGGCAUGGUGACGGUGGUGGUGAACGAGGAGGCCAGGCUGCAGUGUGAGGCGUCGGGCGUGCCCCCGCCCAGCCUCACCUGGCUCAAGGACGGCAGCCCCGUGGCCAGCGUCUCCGAUGGCAUACAGGUGUUGUCUGGUGGCAGAGUGCUGUUGUUCAGCAGUGCUCAGGUCAGUGAUACGGGCAGGUUCACCUGCGUAGCGGUCAAUGCUGGGGGAGAGACACUCUGGGAUUAUGACCUGCAUGUGUAUGUGCCUCCCAACAUCAUGGGUGAGGAGGCGAACGCCACGGUGAUGCUGGGUCGCCCGGUGGAGCUGCGUUGCCAGGGCGACGCCAUCCCUCCUCCCACUCUGUCUUGGCGUAAAGAUGGCCGCCCGCUCUUCCGGAAGCCCGGCCUGACCGUGUCCGAGGACGGCAGCGUCCUGACGGUUGACAGUGCCCAGGUGCAGGACUCGGGCAGGUACACUUGUGAGGCCACCAACGUUGCCGGGAAGACCGAGAAGAACUACAACCUUAACGUCUGGGGUGAGAGUGUGUGUGUGUGUGUGCGUGCGUACACACGUGAUUGUGUGUGUCACUCUUAUGCUUACUUGAGUGCCUGCCUAUGUUGGCAGACAUCUCACCAAACGACUACAGAAACGUUCAAUAACAGAACUUCCAGAUGACUUAGUUUGGAGUG